GUAAACCAAUUCCAGAAAUAACCUGGCUGCGAGAUGACAUCAAAUUACUGUCGCAAAAUAAAUAUAUUUCCAGUGGACACUAUGUUGAGAGUGAGAUAUCCCUGGGUCCCCUGGGACGAUCCGACUUAAAAUCACAUAUCAGUUGCAGAGCAAGUAAUCAUCCGCGCGCCACUCCUGUAGAGACUGUGGUACAAAUUGAUAUGAAUUUUCCUCCGCUGGAUAUUCGACUCUUAGGCGCUUAUCAACCAUUGUCAGCUGGUCGACGAUAUGAUUUAUUAUGUCAAAGUGCAGGGUCGCGACCACCAGCGGUAAUUACUUGGUGGUUAGAUGGGAUCCGAAUGGAAAAAACUACAGAAACGACGUCUAGUGAUGGAAACCAAACAACAAGUACGCUAUCCAUAUCAUUCAACAAAAAUGAUGCUGGUAAGUUACUCACUUGUAAAGCAUAUAACCAUGCCACGUCUUCUGAACCUCUGGAGGAUGGUUGGAAACUGGAAAUUCAAUAUGCUCCAGAAUCCUAUGUUCAAUUAGGAACAUCAUUAAACCCCAACACUAUAAGAGAAGGUUCAGAUGUGUAUUUUGACUGUUUGGUCAAGGCUGAACCACCCGUCUAUCGUAUUGAAUGGAGGCACAAUAAUUUACCACUGCCACGAAACAUUUCUCAAGGUGUCAUAAUUAGUAAUCAUUCACUAGUACUGCAAGGUGUCAGCAGAUCAACAGCUGGGAAUUUUUCAUGUGUUGGAUUUAAUAGUGAGGGAGAAGGAGUUAGCCCACCAUUUCCAUUAAACAUUUUAUAUGCACCAACAUGUACCACCAAUCAAAGUGUUAUAUACGGAGCUGCAAAACAGGAAGAUGUAAAAAUUAAAUGUACGGUUGACGCAAACCCACAAGAAGUUGAAUUCUCUUGGACUUUUAAUAACUCCGCAGAAAGUAUCGAUGUUGCUACUAAUCAUAUUUCCCGAAUAGGCACUACAUCGAUUGUAACAUAUACACCUGUCACAGAGCUCGAUUAUGGUACGCUUCUCUGCUCCGCUACAAAUAAAAUAGGCAAGCAGCGAAUACCUUGCAUAUUUCACAUUAUAGCCGCAGGACGUCCUGAUCAGGUACAUAACUGUACAUUGACUAACAUAUCUAUGACGUCGCUGACGGUAACCUGUUCUGAUGGAUUUGAUGGUGGUCUUACCCAACUCUUUGUAAUGGAACUGAUAGAUGCUCAUUUAAAAGACCUAAAGGCUAACAUAACAUCCGCCAUUCCAAGAUUUACUGUAUCAUCGCUGUCCCCUGGUGGUGUUUACAUAUUGACUCUAUAUGCCUUUAAUUCUAAAGGAAGGUCAGAUCCGACCAUAUUGACAGCAUCAAUGCUAGGCAUGCCAGAGAAACAACUUAUUUCGGAACCAGUUCAUAACAGUAAAUCGGAUUUCUUUGUAACGCCCAUGAUAUCUUUGACACUUGGGUUGACGGUGACAAUCCUGAUUACAGGACUAGGAGUUAUAUUCGCCCUUCGAAUACCUUUACGUAGAAGAAACUGUCGCCAAAAAGAAUACUGCAACGAACACCCACAGAGAAGUCUAUCCCCAGAAGCAAGUGAAAAAAGUUCGGAUGAAAAGGAAAUCGACACAAAUGAUGACGACAAAAAUCCGGAUGUAAUACCUGAAUCUAUUAAUUCCGAUGUACAUGAACGGACGCUGGAUUCGGCUGAGGCCUGGCUGUUUUGGCAGUGGUCGGAUGAGGCCGCACAGCUUUCGACGUCGACGGUUGUGGGGACGCGGAACGGUAUCGGUUUCGUUUCGGAGGUGGAAGAAUUUGAUCCUUCAACUUAG
Molecule: messenger RNA, 1820 nt
Organism: Musca vetustissima
Lineage: Eukaryota; Metazoa; Arthropoda; Insecta; Diptera; Muscidae
Gene: side-VII
Product: hemicentin-1
Exons: 12
Molecular function (GO): protein binding
Source: RefSeq, a predicted model, not a curated record